CGGAGAUGAUCCUGACCAAGCACUUUCGGUGCUCUCGGCGGACCCACUCCCUGUUCAGGCACUCUGGAGAGGCCAUCAGCCUGUCUAAGCUGGCCAUACUCGACUGUCUGAUGGAGGGGGGCAAGGCAUUCACCUUGAAGGUGCUGUGUGUUGUUGACUGUGGGCCCACUUCAUCGCCCUGCUUCCUGAUCUGACUCCUCUGGCCCAGAGCCUGCUCUACCUUAACCUGUCCUUCAAUGACCUCACUAUCUUCCCAGUGGUGUAUGAGCUCACACAGUUGGAGGUGCUGAAGAUGAGAGACAGCCCCAUAGAGGAGAUUCCAACCGGCAUCCACAGACUCAACAGGUUCAAGACCUUUGUCAUCUCCUUCUGCAAGAACACCUCCCUGCGGUCUGAGCUGUACCAGCUGCCCUCUCUGCAGUUUCUAGAUGCCUCCUACAACCUCCUCUCAUCCCUAACCAAUGGCAUCAGAAAACUCCGGUACAGUCCAGAGAAGGCAGUAAGGCUGCAAAGACCAUAAUAUAGAGCUUUUCCCAAGGUCUUACAUUGUAUGGGGGUAACUCAUCCAUUCCACCACCUUUGUAUAGUACCAACCUUGUGUUAUUAUUGAAAUGUAACAAAACACCUCUGGCUGCAGGACUCUGGAAGAGCUGCAGCCGGAACACCCCCCAAGAGCCGCAACACUCAGCCACUAUGGCCCUUUCUCUCACAGACCGCUGCCUGUUACAACAUCUUUGGACUACACAGGUUGCCCUUCAUCUUCUAUGCCUGCACCCCAGCCUGCCACUGGAACUUCAAGAACCAGACCGAGAGUCUCUCCACAAAACUCACAAUAGUGAACAACAAACAUAACUAUGAAGGAACUAAUACUGAGGCUACUGUAUCUUGGCCUGAAUAGCCAAAUACCCCUAUCUCAGAUCUAACUCAUCAGCACUAAUCUUGUGCCAAAUUUUUACAUUCCCAGUACUGGUGUCAUUCUCUUUAUGUAGCCUUGAGUAGUUGUCUGAGUAGUUGUCUGAAUAAUGUGUAUUUUGCACAGCAAGUGUAUGUGAAUAUUCCCAUACUUAUGGCACUUUUUAUGUCUUUAAAAUGUCUAUUGACCUCAAAUUAAAAACAAAGUCUCUCUAAAUACUAUUUUUUUUUUUCUGAAUACUAAUUAGUUGUGUUCAACUACAUAUUUUAGCCAUCAAGUAGUGUAUCGCUUUAAUUCUGACGUCCUAUGUAAACAACGAAAUAUGGACCAAUCACAGACGCGCACCUCAACAGCCAGCUCGACAACUACUUCCAGUGUCAAAGUUUGUGUUGUGUUGUCAAGAUGUCUGGCCAUGAUCGUCAUCAUCUGCCUCUGUGCUUAUGCGACUUCAUCAGAUUACUAUGGUCCAUGGUGCUGCCAUGCGUGUAUCUGAGCUUGGUGCUGACGCUGCUUCUGUUUCUACUCGUCAUGGGGGUCCGAAUGUGGCUGCAGAGGAGUCGGAAAGCCCGCCUGGCUCAGGACAGCUCCCCAACGGUGGCCUUUUUCCACCCCUACUGCAAUGCAGGAGGGGGCGGGGAGCGUGUGCUCUGGUGCGCCCUCAGAGCGCUUCAGAAUAGAUACCCAAAUAUCUCUUUCGUUGUGUACACCGGUGACCAAGGUGUGACGGGGGAACAGAUUCUGGAGGGCGCCCGACAACGCUUCAACAUCAGGCUGCCUCGUCCAGUGACUUUCAUAUUCCUGAAGAACCGUCUCCUGGUGGAGAGUAGCACCUACCCCCACUUCACCCUGCUGGGGCAGAGCAUGGGCUCCAUGUUUCUGGGCUGGGAGGCCCUCACGUCCUUCGUACCAGACCUCUAUGUGGACUCCAUGGGCUAUGCCUUCACUCUGCCUAUCUUCCGCUACUUGGGAGGAUGCAGGGUGGGCAGCUAUGUGCACUACCCCACCGUCAGUACUGACAUGCUUUCUGUAGUGAGAGAGAGGAACCCCACGUUCAACAAUGCAGACUACAUCUCUACUAACCCUGUCCUUAGUACGGUUAAGGUGAUAUACUACUGUGCCUUCGCUCUGAUCUACGGCCUAGCUGGCUCCUGCAGCGACGUCGUCAUGGUCAACUCUACCUGGACGCUGGGCCACAUCCUGGCUCUGUGGCGCGCCCCCAGCCGCACCAGCGUGGUCUACCCGCCAUGCGAAGUCCGUUCCUUCCUUGACAUGCCAUUGGAGGACGAGGUGGAAGGGGAGGGGUUCGGAGACAGUAAGUGCCAUUCGAUAGUGUCUGUGGGUCAGUUCCGACCAGAGAAAGACCACCGGCUACAAAUAAGGGCGUUCCGGAAGCUUCUGGAGAGGAAAGGGGCGGGCCCGGGAGGGCGGGAGUCUCUGAGGCUGGUGUUGAUUGGUGGCUGCCGUAACCAGGAGGAUGAGGAUAGAGUGCUGAUGCUAAGGGAGUUGUGCCAGGAGCUGGGUGUGACUGACAGGGUGGAGUUUAAACUCAAUGUUUCCUUUGAGGAGCUAAAGAGGGAGCUGGUGGACGCCACCAUUGGCCUGCACACCAUGUGGAACGAGCAUUUUGGCAUAGGUGUCGUAGAAUGUAUGGCUGCAGGGACAGUCAUCCUGGCUCACAAGUCCGGCGGCCCCAAGCUAGACAUCGUGGUUCCCUACGAGGGUGGACAGACUGGAUUCCUGGCUGACAGCGAGGACAGCUAUGCCACCGCCAUGGAGACCAUCCUGACCCUGUCGUCGUCGGCACGGCUGGAGAUCCGGCGGAACGCCCGGCGGUCCGUAGAACGUUUCUCCAACCAGGAGUUUGACGCUAGCUUCCUGUCUUCCAUGGAACCUCUGAUUGGAACACUGCAGCGAUGAGGGAAGACCAAUCACUCCCCCCUCAGACUGAAACCCCUCCGCUCUGCUGCCCUCACAGGCCUGAUUGGCAGAGAAUGUUGUAUCAAUUUGAAUGUUGGAACACUGAUGGUCUAUCGGAGCUUUGCUGGCUUUAUUAAUAUGAAUAAGUAAGGAUGCUUGUCUUAUCUGCACUGUCUUGAUAGAGUUACAGUGAAGUGAGGUGGUGGACAUUCUAUUUAUACAUUUACACUCAAAAAGCACUUGAUCCGGAACGAUUAGGUUUCUGUACUGUUUUCACUGGCGAAGAAUGACCAAAUAUCAUUGUGCAAUUUUUUUUUCUCAGUGUGCUUUUUUUCCCCCUCUGUAAGGGACCAUGGCUCAGAAAUGUUACUGAUUAAAUGUGCAGAAAUGUAAAUAUACAAACAAUGCUUUAUUUUGGAAAAGUAAAUGUAUUGUUCCUAUAUAUCUGAUGAAUAAAACAUUCAACCUUA
This is a messenger RNA of Coregonus clupeaformis (lake whitefish), 3300 nucleotides long. Its product is annotated as GDP-Man:Man(3)GlcNAc(2)-PP-Dol alpha-1,2-mannosyltransferase-like. The record is from RefSeq and is a predicted model, not a curated record. The transcript has 8 exons. Bases 1316 to 2830 code for a protein of 504 amino acids. Gene Ontology annotation, molecular function: GDP-Man:Man(3)GlcNAc(2)-PP-Dol alpha-1,2-mannosyltransferase activity. Gene Ontology annotation, cellular component: endoplasmic reticulum membrane. Gene Ontology annotation, biological process: protein N-linked glycosylation. Lineage: Eukaryota; Metazoa; Chordata; Actinopteri; Salmoniformes; Salmonidae.